Molecule: messenger RNA, 381 nt
Organism: Spirodela intermedia
Lineage: Eukaryota; Viridiplantae; Streptophyta; Magnoliopsida; Alismatales; Araceae
Source: the annotation of a GenBank genome assembly
AUGGGUGACAUGAGCUGCAGAUGCCGGCGGGGGAAGGGAUUCCGGCUGAAUUCCGCAAGGUUUUCGGUGCUCCGGCUGCGGCUGAGACUGCUGGGUCUGAUCGGGCUCUUGCAGCGGUGUCUUCAGUGCAUGAAGAAGGGCACCGGCUGCGGCGGCGGCGGCGUCGGCGACCGGAGGAGUAGAAGAUCCGGGCGGCGAUGGGGGAAGAGCGGCAGCAGGAGGGGUCUCAUGGAGGACCUGAGGAACCGGGGUCAACAGGAGGGGAAGCUCCGGCCACCGGGGCGCUCCAACUCCUUCCACACGGAAGCCAUCGCCGACUGCUUGGAGUUCAUCAAGAGGACGUCGGUCUCCGUCAACGGCGGCUCUGAUGGCGGGCAGUGA